Messenger RNA from Entelurus aequoreus (snake pipefish), 1764 nucleotides. It is a transcript of the gene manea, whose product is annotated as mannosidase, endo-alpha. Gene Ontology annotation, molecular function: alpha-mannosidase activity. The record is from RefSeq and is a predicted model, not a curated record. Gene Ontology annotation, cellular component: Golgi apparatus. Bases 286 to 1575 code for a protein of 429 amino acids. The transcript has 5 exons. NCBI's taxonomy places the organism in Eukaryota, Metazoa, Chordata, Actinopteri, Syngnathiformes, Syngnathidae.
UAGGAGUUACGUCACAUCCGGUAGGUCUGGUUUGAUACAAAUACGCAUUUGAAGUGCUCGUCACAUCUUAAUUUUUAUAACAUAUAAUAUAUGUUAUAAAAUAUAUAUAAUAUAUAUAACAUAACAUAUUAAUAGUUAAUCUUGGUCGAGUGACACUGUCACACUCGAUGGCAGCCUUCCCUUCCAGCUGUUUGCUGUUGUGACCGCUCCAAAGUUCACCAAUGCAGCGUCCCAGUUUGCUGGUCCGACAAUGAGCUGCGUGAGGACAGGAGGACAAGCUGAAGAAUGCUCAGGUUCAGACUUAAAUCAUGGAUGGCCUUGCUGGCUCUGGUCCUGCUUGUGCUCAUUGUAACGGUGGUCCUCAAGUUCCUCACCCCGGAGGUCACGGGCGAGAUAGGAGAGCCGUCUCUGGGCGAGAAGGACGCCGCCAAAGAGGUCGAGUUAGAGCCCAGCAAGGGGACCCAACCCGUCCGGGAGGACAAGGAACUAGGCAAGUUCCCGCCUCCCAACUACUACCUCCAUGCUUUUUACUACAUCUGGUACGGGAACCCCGCCACUGAUGGCAAGUACAUCCACUGGGACCACCCUCGGCUGCCCCACUGGGAUCCCAAGGUGGCUGAGAAGUAUCCACAAGGCAGACACAGCCCGCCUGACGACGUGGCGGCCAACUUCUACCCGGCUCUAGGGGCUUACAGUUCCAGGGACCCGGCUGUCAUUAAGGCGCACAUGAAGCAGCUUCGUACGGCUGCCAUAGGUGUCAUCGCCGUUUCCUGGUACCCCCCUCACACGAACGACGACAACGGAGAGCCAUUGGACGCCAUCAUGCCUCUGCUGCUGGAUGUGGCUCAUCAGUACCACAUCAAGGUGUCCUUUCAUAUUGAGCCUUACAAAGGAAGAGAUGAAGUCAACAUGUACGCAAACAUCAAAUACAUCAUUGAAAAGUACGGCGACCACCCGGCCUUCUUCAGGUACCGCACCAACACGGGGAAGCUGCUUCCGCUCUUCUACAUCUACGACUCGUACCUGAUGAACUCGGAGCAGUGGGCCAAGCUGCUCAAGCACACCGAGAGCGGCAGCAUCCGCGACACGCCCUACGACGCCAUCUUUGUCGCCCUGCUGGUGGAGGAGAAACACAAGCGGGAGGUGGCGACGGCCGGCUUCGACGGCGUCUACACCUACUUCGCCACCAACGGCUUCUCCUACGGCUCCACCCAGCGCAACUGGGCCGCCAUCAAAGCCUUCUGCGAGGACAACGAGCUGCUGUUCAUCCCCAGCGUGGGGCCGGGCUACGUGGACACCGGCGUGCGGCCGUGGAACUUCCAGAACACCAGGAACCGCGUCAACGGCAAGUACUACGAGACGUCCAUGAGCGCCGCGCUACAGGUAGAGCCCCAUUUCAUCUCUGUGACGUCGUUCAACGAGUGGCACGAGGGCACUCAGAUCGAGAUGGCCGUUCCCAAAAGGGGCAAGACCGUUUAUCAAGACUAUUUGCCGAACAAGCCCGACGCCUACUUGGAAAUCAGCCGCAAGUGGGCCGCCAUGUUUAAUGGCGAGCGCAGGAGAUGGCAGGAAUAAUCCCAACUGUCAACUUCAUGACUGCUACGUUUAGAGAUGUCUGAUAAUGGCUUUUUUGCCGAUAUUCCGUUAUUGUCCAACUCUUAAUUACCGAUUCCGAUAUCAACCUAUACCGUCGUGGAAUUAACACAUUAUUAUGCCUAAUUUUGUUGUGAUGCCCCGCUGGAUGCAUUAAACAAUGUAACUUUA